Messenger RNA from Vanderwaltozyma polyspora DSM 70294, 1233 nucleotides. RefSeq lists its product as uncharacterized. Lineage: Eukaryota; Fungi; Ascomycota; Saccharomycetes; Saccharomycetales; Saccharomycetaceae. The record is from RefSeq and is a predicted model, not a curated record. The coding region runs from base 1 to 1233 and encodes 410 amino acids. Gene Ontology annotation, molecular function: protein binding. The transcript has a single exon.
AUGAUGGAGCAAAUUAGGAGUGUUGUUUUUUCAUUCGAUGAUGCAAAAUCGUCUGGAGGUGUUUGCUGGCCAAUAGGUCGUGCUAGUGAUAAAGAUACUUUGAGAAGAGCUUCAAAGGAUAAUUUGUAUUUUAAAAAUAAAUCUUUAAGUAAAAAACAUGCUUUAUUAUGUAUUAAAUUACUGGAGCCAAUAAGGGACGAUAUCCAUAUUAUCGAUCAAUUUAGAAUUUAUAUCAAGGAUUUAGAUAGCACUUAUGGUAUCGUUGAUUUAAAUUCAAUCUACAAUACAAAUGCAAAAAUUAUUGACUUGAAGAAUGGCGAAAGAUUUGGUUUGAUACAAAUCGAUGAUUCUAACAGGCCUUCUUCUUCUCAACACCAUCAUCGUCAUCAUCAUCAUCAUCAUCAAAAUGAAGAUGCUAGAUUGAAGUUUCAAGUAAAUAUUCAAUAUCAUGAUGUGGAAAAUAAGACAUUUGAAUGUAUUGUGAGAGAUGUUUCAUUCGGUGGCACAUCUGUCGUUGCAAAGUCUCCCCCUAUAUCAGAAGAAUCAUUAGAUGAGUCCUGUAAAGAGUCAUCUUCAGUGGCUUCUACUAAUGAGACUUUUCAAAUUGAAGACUAUAAUUAUAUUGAUUUAAUCACCGAGGAUGAUGUAAAUAUCAUUGAUACUGAUGAAAAAUAUUCUGAAGUAGUUAUUGAUGAAGUGUCUUGUUUUGAAAAAAAGAUUGAUAGUGGUGAAACUGAGAAUAGUAAUAAUAAUUUUAAUAAUAAUGAAUAUGAUAACGAUAAAUCUAAUGAUAAUUACAAUGAUAAUGAUAGUGGUAAUGGUAAAAGUAGAGAAGAGUUUACUUUAGUAAGUUAUUCGAGUGAAAAUAUAGUGUCGCCAAAGGAUUCGAAAAAUUCGAAUUUCUAUGUUAGUGACUCUGAAGAUUCAUACGAAUAUAUAGCUUCUCUGAUGAAUAAUGAGUCUCCAAUCUUGAGUGUCGAUUGUUCUUCUUCAUCGUCCUCUUUGAAUUACAAUGGUAACAAGCGUAGUAUCUCAAAUGAAUGUGAAUAUACAGGUUCAGGUGAUAGAAGUAUAGGAUAUGCCAUUAAAAAGAGGGCAAAACCAAAUAAUACAAUUCUAAACGUCAAGAGAGAAGUCCUAAUUAGUGGGUUAGUUGGGUUUACCAUAGGGUCACUAAGCACUUUAGGGAUACUAGUCGGUAUUGCAAAUAGUAUCGAAGGCAGUGGUAAUUAA